Lachancea fermentati is the source of this 336-nucleotide messenger RNA. The record is from the annotation of a GenBank genome assembly. NCBI's taxonomy places the organism in Eukaryota, Fungi, Ascomycota, Saccharomycetes, Saccharomycetales, Saccharomycetaceae.
AUGUUACGUAGACUCGGUGUUAGGGGGUUCCGAACUGGUUGUCGCCUUUCAAACUAUUCUAACGUUCGAUUGACGUUGUUUUCGAAGAACAAUUGUGGUCUUUGUCAUAAAGCUGAUAAUGUGGUCAAACAAGUUAUGAAAGGUAGCGGGUAUGAUGAGCUAAGUUAUCAUAUUGUCGACAUCGACGAACCAGGAAAUAAGAAGUGGUGGGAGCUCUAUUGCAUGGACGUACCCGUGUUACAUGUGGAAAAUACAUUAAAGCCAGAUUCGCUCGUUAAGAUCUUCCAUCGUCUUGAUGAACUAGAUGUCAAAGAGAAGAUUAAUGCUGCAAAAUGA